This is a messenger RNA of Tetranychus urticae (two-spotted spider mite), 3083 nucleotides long. Its product is annotated as carbonic anhydrase 2. Gene Ontology annotation, cellular component: cytoplasm. Lineage: Eukaryota; Metazoa; Arthropoda; Arachnida; Trombidiformes; Tetranychidae. The record is from RefSeq and is a predicted model, not a curated record. Gene Ontology annotation, molecular function: carbonate dehydratase activity; zinc ion binding.
UGAUGUGAUGUUAAAGGAGUGAAAGAGAGAGAAAGAGAGAGAUUGAGAGAGAAUUUGAAUUGAAACCGAAUUAGGAUAAUUUUGACUCUCUCUCCCAAUUACAAUUACUUUUGAUUAUCUGUUGUCAACAUUAGCAACUCUUGUCAAUAACUUUGAACCAUCAAAAAAAUAUAAAAAGGGAGUUGAAGUUAAUCUAGUUGCAAGUUUCUUUUCCAUUUUCACUCUUCUCAUCUUUUCUCUCUAUUUUUAUGUAUAUUAUUCACUGUUCUAAUAUAAGUUCCAUUGCUCUGAACAUCUUUACUCUUUCCUCGAACCUUCAAACAGUAACAUCAAACAUCUUUAACCAUCCAAUUUAAAUCUCAUCAACAACAGUUAAAUUGUUCUCAUCUCCAUCUUUAUACCCAAAUGUCUCUCUAAACCCAUUCAUCUCAAAGUUGCUCUUUUUUCUCUUUCUUUUUUUUCGUUUUCGUUUUGGUUCAUCUCUGAACUUGUCUUUCUUUCUUCAGCCAAUCUCUUCAGUUGACCUACAAAUUUAACCAAAGGACACUUGAUUUUGUUUCUUUGUAAACUUGUUCAACCAUCAUGAGUACCUCAGUUUGUCAACAACCAGCACCAGCUCCUAGUGGACCAGAAAUUGGGCCAGCCAAGUGGACCCAAUUCAAUAGUCCAACACUGGCUCCAGGUAAACGUCAAUCGCCCAUCAACAUUGACCGAUCAACAUGUUUGGUAAAGAAACAUUUGGUUGCCCGACCCUUGCGUUACGAGUUUCCAACUCUCAUCGAAAACCUUGAAAUGGUCAACUCGGGCCAUGGAUGGACAGUCAACAUUCCACCACACAUUGCGGAUAAAACAGCACUGACCGAUGGACCUUUGACAUAUAAAUAUAAAUUGGUUCAGUUUCAUGCUCAUUGGGGAUGUGAUUCGUCCUGUGGCUCUGAACACACAAUUGAUGGCCAUUCCUAUGCAGCUGAGCUUCACUUUGUCCAUUACAAUUCAACCUUAUUUUCAUCAUUUGGUGAAGCCGUUCAAAAGGAUUUAGGUUUAUCCGUAAUUGCCGUUUUCUUGGAGAUUGGAAACAAGAAGAAUGAUCAAGUUGAAAAGAUUGUCAAAAAUCUAAAGUCGAUCAAGUAUAAAGAGGAGAAGACAACCAUUUCAGAGGCGAUCUCACUCGCAGGAUUUUUCCCUGAAAAGAAAUCAUAUUUCACGUAUGAAGGAUCAUUGACAACAUCGCCAUACUAUGAAUCUGUAACUUGGAUUGUCUUUGAAAAUCCUGUAACAGUAACUGUUGAUCAGAUCGUUUCAAUGAGACAGUUAAUGUGCACAACCAAAGCAAUGGAGAAUAAAGAAUCACAUGGACUUGCCCAAAACUAUCGAUUACCUCAGCCAUUGAAUGGACGUGAGGUUACUUACGUUCGCUAAAUAAAGAAUGAAGGAGAAGCUGAUGAAAUCUGUCGACAAAUGACUAUUUUUUAAUCUGAAUGUAAAGACAGAUUUUACAAGCUUGAGGAAGAUGAAAAUGAACCCAACCUACAAAUUUAAAGGAUAACCAUGCCAAACAAACCCAACAAGUGUAGCUUCAAAGGUCCUUUAGAGUCCUCGUAUCGUAACUCUUCCUUAUCUAUUGAAUCCGCCAAUCGUGUAAAAACACUGUCAAAGACAAUCAAGAAUCGACGACGAAAAAAAAUAGUCUUAAUGAAAGGAGAAAGCCUCUAUUUUCGAGUCCAAUGCAACAUAUAGUGAGUUUUAAACCUCAAACAACGAGUCUCAAUUGAGAAACCAAGGAUAUUCAAAGCAAAAUUCAUAGACGUAAAAGAAUCCUAAACCUUUAAUAGCUCUCUACUAAUUCAAAGUCUUUCGAGUUGUUAACCUGUUCACCUUUUUUGGUAAAAUACCCUUCACCUUCCUGCCUGAGUCUACUUCAUCAAAACCACCACUUUGACCUGAUUUUUUGCUCUCUAUCCUGUUAAUUAUAAACACUGAUGAUUUCAAAGCACAAGACAAACAACCCAGCAAAAAGCAUCUUAUAUUAGACAUGAAAGUCACAAAAUAGCUGAUUAUAUUUUAUUGUUACAUUUAAUAUAUAUUUCAAUCAACAUAUUGUUAUUUUGAAUGAAGUCUACAUUUACAUUCAACAAUGUAUUACCAAGCAAAGGUACCAUUAUGGACUGGAGUGAUCAAUCGCUGGAAAUUAUAGUUUAAUCGAGAAGAUCAAAAGUGUCAAGCAAUAAGCAGCUACUUUAUGGAAACACAAGGAAUUCCUUGGACUGACGAAAUUUUCUGUUCAAAAUUUCCUGAUAGAUCUGAAUAUAAUCAAAGUAUUAUUAUAGAGAUAUUUUACCCUGUAUAGCAAAGGGAAAAAAUUGAAAUGAAAAUUAUUAUUUGUAAAUAUUUAACCACUUAAAAGCCAAGCAAGGAAAGGAUUUACAAUUUUCUCCUCUCAUUGUAAUAAUUGGUGCUGCAAUAUACAAUUAAUUACCAUUUGCAACAAAGUCAACAUUAUAUGCAAUUGUUGGAAGUUUAAAAUGAUUGGAAAUGCGAUGAAAAAUGACAUUGUUAAUCGCUGACUGAGCUAAUUGUGAUGAUUAUGGACAAACAAAUGUUCAAAUGAAUGUAUCAAAAUGUAUUUGAAUGUAUUUUUCACCGAAGAAAGCCAUUGUAAAGACCUUUUUAUUUUUCAGUUAAUUGUUGGCCAACGAAAAGAUUGUUAAAUUUGUUAAACUUGUUCUGAUUAGACAAUAAUGUUGUACAAUGUAAUCUCAAUCAGUUGACCAGAUUAAUUUAAUUUUGUCUAUAUUGCAUGUAGUCGGGAGAUUUCUUGGAUUUCCAAAUUUCUCUCAAAUUGCAUUUCUGGUCAACUGUUUAGUUACAUUAAUUUAAUAAUUUGAAUUGUAUCAAGCGUUUUACUUGUUAGUAUUAAUUGCUAUUAUUGAACAUUUCUUUUAUUGUUACUUCUAUUUGAUCAAUUGUUAGAUUUAAUAUUAUUUGUUCCUUCUUUGAUUAUUAUUUUACUUUAACAGUUGAAAUGUAGCUCAACAAUUGUUAAUUCAGCUGUUAUUCAAUAUUUCAAUAAUUAUCAUUUAGAU